UCUCUUUCUCUGCAACAAGCUUCUGUAACUAGUAUUAGCUUAGCAGGUCCAUUUUCCAGAACUUAUGGCAGUGGCAGUGUCACAAAAUCGACUACUUCUACUGAAUCAAUGGCAGAAGAGAUUGUAGAACCUGGACUUAGACGAGAAACAAUUUCUAGUUUUACAGAUGUCCAGGUUAGACGAGAGGAAGUGCUAGAACUGACAAAGCACGAGUUAGAAAAACCUGUGGAUAUCUUCCUGACUGAGACAGAAACAAUUUGGUUAUUUAACAUGCCAACUGUUACGAUAUCUACAGAGUCUGAAGAAGCCGACAAUGUAAAGAAAAGGAAUGUUGCUUAUAUGGAACUCUGUAAAAACAGAAUUGGAAAUGAUCGAUACGCCAGUAGAAUGAUGCAAACACUGAAUGGAGCACCAAAGACAAAGGAAGUACAAUGUGACAAAAUUAUAAUGGCUGACAAAGAGAUAAUGGCUACUACCUGGGAUUUAUUUGAUUCUUUUAAUGCUCUGGAGGCAGCAACAGCAGAAAAAAUUAGUGGACCUUUUACUGCAUCAGCUGGAAAAUCAGCUGCAUUCAAAGAGCAUGACAAAACCGUGUCCCGUGGUUCUUUGGAAGCAGAAAGCUUCACUUCAAGUUCCAUUAUUGAUCUUGAAAGUGUAAUUCUCUCCCGAAUCCAUGAAGAAACAGAAGACCACUCAGAAAUUAUAUUGAAGUCUGAUAAAUUUCAUCAAGAUCUAUUUUAUAUGGAAAGAGUCCUAAUGGAGAAUAUUUUCCAGCCUAAACUUGCAGCUUUUCGGCAACUUCCUAUCCUCAUAGAGCCAGAGGUCAGAUCUGAUUAUAGUGAAUCUGAAUUUGAUAAUAUAUCAGAAAAGGAGGAGGAACAGGAGGAAGAACAGGAGGCAGAAGAGGAGCCAUCAGUUAAAUCAUCCUUGCUGCUAGAUUUUGGUGAAGGACAAGAAGAAAUGCCACCACCGUUUAUGGAAGCCUUGUGGUCCUAUGGAUGCAAUUUGACUAAAGGCAACAAUGUGAGCUGUAUGGCUUGGAACAAGUUAAACCCUGAUCUUUUAGCUGUAGGUUAUGGGCAGUUUCGUUUUAAAGAGCAGAAGAAAGGCUUGGCUUGCUGCUGGUCACUGAAAAACCCUAUGUGGCCAGAACGUAUCUACAACUGUGCUUAUGGGGUAACUGCACUUGAUUUCUCUACAGCCAAUCCAAACCUUCUAGCAAUUGGACUGUUCAAUGGGACAAUAGAGAUUUAUAAUGUCCAAUCCCGAAAUCGAACUUCAGUUCUAGAUACCAGCGAAUCCCACGAUAAACAUUUAGGGCCUGUGUGGCAGCUGCGAUGGGUAGAGCAAGACAGGGGGACAACAGGAGAAGACAAAGGGGAGAUACUCGUCUCCAUAUCAGCAGAUGGCAGAGUAACUAAAUGGUUUCUUCGGAAAGGACUAAGCUGCACAGACCUAAUGAAGCUAAAGCGAACCACAAUGGAAAAGAAAAAAACAGGAACAGAAAAGAAAUCUGAAGCACUUAUAUCUCGACAGGCUCCAGGGCUAGCCUUUGAUUUUCAUCCAAAGGACACUAAUAUCUACAUGGCAGGAACUGAAGAAGGUUAUAUUCAUAAAUGCUCUUGUUCUUACAAUGAGCAGUAUCUGGAGACCUACAGAGGACACAAAGGCCCUGUGUAUAAGAUCACAUGGAAUCCUUUCAUUACAGAAGUGUUUUUAAGUUGUUCUGCAGACUGGACUGUCAUGCUGUGGCGCCAGGAUUCAGUUCGCCCAGUUUUGAUAUUUAGUUCCACUACCGAUGUUAUUUAUGAUAUAAUGUGGUCGCCCAAUUCCGCCUACGUGUUCGCAGCAGUGAAUGAAACUAGGGUAGAAAUCUGGGACCUAAGUGUGAGCACGUUGGAUCCCCUGAUUGUGAAUCCUGCUACUGGCAAUUUGAAAUUCACAACUGUACUUUUUGCUAAAAAUGCAGAUUGCCUUCUGAUUGGGGACAGUGAUGGACUAGUCACUGUUUAUGCACUGAGAAAUAUGACUGUCUCGGACAGAAAGAAGGUAUGUUAUGCUGCCUGAAAAGUUAGUGUGCCUGAGCCUGGUAUAAGCAACUAAGCCUCCUGUUUCUUGGUAGUAAUUUAUUAUUUUGAGCUGAG
This is a messenger RNA of Candoia aspera, 2144 nucleotides long. It is a transcript of the gene DNAI4, whose product is annotated as dynein axonemal intermediate chain 4. Bases 109 to 2067 code for a protein of 652 amino acids. Gene Ontology annotation, cellular component: axonemal dynein complex. The record is from RefSeq and is a predicted model, not a curated record. Lineage: Eukaryota; Metazoa; Chordata; Lepidosauria; Squamata; Candoiidae. Gene Ontology annotation, biological process: cilium movement. Gene Ontology annotation, molecular function: dynein heavy chain binding; dynein light chain binding. The transcript is spliced from 14 exons.